CAGGAAGUUACAGGAAGUUACUCGCAAGUGUUCGGUGCCGUAGGCCAGACAUGGUUCGAAGUGAAGGGUGAGCUGCAGACUGGCGGUGGAGCCCUGUCGCGUUGUUUCACGUCACAUACUCGUUUUUAAAAUGAGUGCAGCAGAAGGCGCGUGUUUUAACGGCGAGACCGCGGAAGAGGCCAUUUCAAUACACAACUUCUCGGAGAAGAUCCUGGAACAGGCCGUUCACUUCCAUGUGAUGAAGAUGAGAGGGGGGUUCUUCCUGUGGGUCGGAUCCGCUCCCCUGCUCGCCAACCUGGCCGUGUCGAUGAGCAGCAGAUACGAUUCAAUGCCUCUGUCCACAUUGCUGUUGGGAGACCCCUCGGACACCACCUCCAGCUCGCUGGCACAGAGACUGGCCAAGAAAACAAAAAAGCAGGUGUUUGUCAGCUACAGUCUUCCAAGCACAGACUCUAAUCUCAUUUUACUAGUGGAAAAGAGAAUAAAGAAAGAAAUGGAACUUUUUCCGGAGAAAUUUUAGCUUUUUUGCAUUUUUUGUAUAAAA
This is a messenger RNA of Scleropages formosus (Asian bonytongue), 544 nucleotides long. RefSeq names its product proteasome (prosome, macropain) assembly chaperone 4 (gene psmg4). The transcript is spliced from 3 exons. Gene Ontology annotation, biological process: proteasome assembly. Bases 131 to 520 code for a protein of 129 amino acids. NCBI's taxonomy places the organism in Eukaryota, Metazoa, Chordata, Actinopteri, Osteoglossiformes, Osteoglossidae. The record is from RefSeq and is a predicted model, not a curated record.